UCUUCGAGGUGAAGGCUACCGCGGGGGACACCCACCUGGGAGGGGAGGACUUCGACAACCGCAUGGUUGACUACUUCCUGCAGGAGUUCAAGCGGAAGUUCCGCAAGGACAUGAGCACCAACCAGCGCGCCCUACGACGUCUCCGCACGGCGUGCGAGCGCGCGAAGCGAACCCUCUCGUCGUCCACCCAGGCGCACAUCGAGAUCGACUCCCUGUUCGAGGGCAUCGACUUCAACUCCACCAUCACUCGCGCCCGGUUCGAGGACAUGAACCAGGACUACUUCCAGAAGUGCUUGUCACCCGUGGAGAAGGUGGUGAAGGACGCCAAGAUGUCCAAGGGCCAGAUCCACGAGGUGGUGCUGGUAGGAGGGUCCACGCGUAUCCCCAAGGUGCAGCAGAUGCUUUCGGCGUUCUUCAACGGCAAGGAGCCGUGCAAGUCCAUCAACCCUGACGAGGCCGUCGCGUACGGCGCCACCGUCCAGGCCGCCAUCCUCUCGGGCAAGGACAAGUCAGACAAGCUCGACUCGCUCCUGCUCCUCGACGUGACCCCGCUCGGACAGGGGCUCGAGACGGCCGGCGGCGUCAUGACGACGCUCAUCAAGCGCAACACCACGGUGCCGGUAAAGAAGUCGCAGGUGUUCUCGACCUACGCUGACAACCAGCCGGGUGUGCUGAUCCAGGUGUACGAGGGUGAGCGCACCAUGACCCGCGACUGCAACCUCCUGGGCAAGUUCAACCUGGACGGAAUCCCGCCCAUGCCCAGGGGCCAGCCGCAGAUCGAGGUAACGUUCGACAUCGACGCGAACGGUAUCCUGAACGUGCACGCCGUGGAGAAGUCCACCGGCAAGUAGAACAAGAUCACUAUCACCAACUACAAGGGCCGUCUCAGCGCCGACGAAAUCGAGCGCAUGGUGGAGGAGGCNCCGACAACCAUCCGGGUGUGCUGAUCCAGGUGGGCCAGCCGCAGAUCGAGGUAACGUUCGACAUCGACGCGAACGGUAUCCUGAACGUGCACGCCGUGGAGAAGUCCACCGGCAAGCCGAGCGCUACAAGGCCGAGGACGACGUCCAGAAGAGCCGCGUGGAGGGCAAGAACUCGCUCGAGAAUUACGCCAACCAAAACGCCGAGAAGGAAGAGUAUGAGGAGAAGCAGAAGGAGCUCGAGGGUGUGUGCAUCCCCAUCAUCCAGAAGAUGGCCGGCGGGGCGGGCGGCGGCAUGCCGGGGGGUAUGCCCGGUGGCAUGCCCGACAUGGGUGGCGCCGGGUUCCCCGCCGGAGGGGCGGCACCUGCUCCGGACGCGGAGGCGGACGCCGGCCCCAAGAUCGAGGAGAUCGACUAAAAAGGGAUGCUAGUUUGAUUAGCAUGGCCUCUUGUGAUUGUUUUGUGUAUUUCCUUAAAUUUGGAUGGAAUUUGGACGCUGUGCGGUUGCUGGCGACAGAUCGCCAGAGAUGGUACGCGAGCGAGCGAGCCGUGACACGAAAAAUUCUUGACUGGGAACGAACGAGAGUCAAGCGGUGUACAUGUAUCUAGUGUACGAUGUUGUGUUAGUGUGCACCCUGUACCAUUGAGGUGACUAGCCAGCUUCCCCGGCGUUGUGUUUGCACCCUGUCUGUCGAUUGUGCCUCGUCUCGAAUGUUUACUUGUGCUUGAGUUGUUGGUGGGUGUUCUCAGAGGCAAGUGGGAUUAUUCGUGGUGCACGACAAAAGUGCUUUACCAGUCAUUCUAGACGCCUGUGCGUCCUUGUGUGUGGAUUGCCGGCCGGUUGUUCUUUCGUUCGUAUUUGUGCAUGAGCGUGAUAGUUUGUUUUGUCGCUGAUCGUGUCUGUUGGUAUCCGUUGUGCUGUCUCAGAUCCCGGAUGGGUUAGUAGAAAUAUAGAGUGGCGAUGUCCGCCAGGAAAAAUAACGAGAAGAGCACGUAAAGAUAAGCUGAAUGCAACACAUUGUGCGGCGAAGACCUCCCGUUCCUCUACGUGCCAGAAAUUGGAAGAGAAACGAACCGCACGCAAAGAGCGUGCGAUGCGUUGGCGUGUGUAGAUGAUGCGCAGACAGACGACCCGGACAGUCCUCCAUGUUCAGACGUCCACGCGCAAAUCCCUGCCCUGCAGUGUUAGAAACAGGCCACAUUUUUUGUGGGCGAUGGCAACGCACGCAGGGUCGCUGAAGGAUAAAAUAUACAAUGAGGUCUGCCUCUCGCGUUUAAUAGUGAAAACAAAUCAUCACCCACCGGAGGGAGUCCGAAGGUCAUCCACCACCCAACUCGAGUCAUUCGUGGCGGGGCCAAGGCAAAGUAUCUGUUCUAGAGUUACUUUUAGACGGCACCGUCUCAAAUCUACGGUUGGUUUGUGGCCUCACCACCAGCCUCCGGACACGGUACAGACCAAACAUGACACGGGCGCUAGAAUCGCUUACCAUUUACCAGGAUCGCGAGAUGUUCCCGACUUCAUUCUACCCUCAAACUCCACUCCUCAGGGCACGCAAAUUGUGGCUCAAGCGACCAUGCGUAGGGCAACCUGAAAUGUUUUAGAUGAAGCCCUCACAUUUCCCGUUUACACCCACGAUGUUUGCAGUCACUGGCGAGGUGCGAACAAGGUAUACAUGACAUUUUGUAAAGUAUUACGAAUAUAAUAGUCGACUAGAAUAGAAGCGUGCAAGCAUGUCAGCCAUCAAUCUGGCUGUGGCAGCUUGGAAAAGUCGAAUGUCAGUACAUCUAACAGCAAAUCGGCACAUUUGACGGUGUAACGUCGACAUUUUACACCUAGUAGAUAACACUGUUUCCCAAUGUGGGAAUGCCCGAUAUUGCUUCAGCGUAGCCAUAUGUUGGCGCUUAUUAUACAUACUAAUACAAGUCUUAUCAGGAAUGUCUUGCCCUAUAUGCAUAUCCAUCCAGAAAGUGUGCUGAUUCCCCACACUGUUCUUGGGUAAUGCGAACGGGGUUGUCUAUCUCAUCACCAUUCGUAUCUAACACCAUCGUUGGGUACGUACCACCAUGUUGAUUACGC
This is a messenger RNA of Ectocarpus sp. CCAP 1310/34, 2997 nucleotides long. NCBI's taxonomy places the organism in Eukaryota, Phaeophyceae, Ectocarpales, Ectocarpaceae. The record is from the annotation of a GenBank genome assembly.